CCCGCUGGACGCAGGAAGGAAGGAAGGGACCUCCUCCGCCCGGCCAAAAGCCAGCCGUGCUUCCAAACCUUUUGCCCCAAAGAGAAGGAGAAGAAAGAGGGAUUGCAUGGGACUCGAACCCAGAGCCCAAAAGCGGAGGAGGAAGCGGAAAGGCCGCUUUGGGCAGGAAAGGGAGCCUUGCGUUCUAGGCAUCCCAGGCGUCAAAUCCAUCUCAAAACGAUGUCCACCUACAAGAGGGCCACGCUGGACGAAGAGGAGCUGGUGGACGCUGCCGCGGAUGGAGAGCUCUACCCCAACGGCAUCCAGGUGAACUUCCGCGGCCCGCUUGGGGUCCAGAGCUGCUGGUCCCGCCGUCCUGCGCCGGAGAAGCGCCUGCUGGUCCUGGUGGCCGUCCUCCUGGCUGCGCUGCUGGCCUGCCUCUGCCUCCUGGCCAUCCCGUUCCGGCCCCGGCCCUGCCUGUCGGAGUCGUGCGUGGCGGCCUCCAGCGCCAUCCUGGCCUCGCUGGACCGCUCGGUGGACCCUUGUGAGGACUUCUUCCGCUUCUCCUGCGGCGGGUGGACCAAGGCCAACCCCAUCCCCGACGGGCACUCCCGGUGGGGCACCUUCAACAAACUCUGGGAGCAUAACCAAGCCAUCCUCAAGCACCUCCUGGAGAACACGACGGCCAACGUGCCGAGCGAAGCCGAGCGGAAGGCGCAGCGCUACUACCAGUCCUGCAUGAAUGAGAGCCAGAUCGAGGAGCUGAAGGCCAAGCCGCUGCUGGACCGCAUCCAGAAGUUGGGGGGCUGGAACAUCAGCGGUCCUUGGGAGGAGUCUGACUUCAACCAGACGCUGCUGGAGGUUAUGGCCCGGCACCACACCUCCCCCUUCUUCGCCCUGGACGUGGCCGCCGACUCCAAGAACGCCAGCGUCAACAUCAUCCAGGUCGACCAGUCCGGGCUGUAUCUCCCCGCCAGGGAUUAUUACCUCAAUAAGACCCAGAAUGAGAAGGUGCUGCGGGGCUACCUGUCCUUCAUGGUGCGGCUGGGGUCACUGCUGGGGGGCGGGGAGGAGGCGGAUACGCGCCGGCAGAUGGAGGAGCUGCUGGACUUUGAGACGGCACUGGCCACCAUCACCGUCCCACAGGAGAAGCGCCGCGACGAGGAGCAGAUCUACCACCGCAUCACGGCCGGGGAGCUCCAGGGCCUGGCGCCUGCCAUCGACUGGCUGCCCCUCCUGAACGCGGUCUUCUCCCCGGUGGAGAUCAACGCCUCGGAGCCCGUGGUGGUCUACGCCAAGGAGUACCUGGGAGAGGUGUCCCUCCUCAUCCAGAAGACGGACAGGCGCAUCUUGCACAACUACAUGGUCUGGCAUCUGGUGCGGAAAGGGGCCACCUUGCUGGACCAGCGCUUCCAGGAGGCCGAGGAGAAGUUCCUGGAGGUCCUGUACGGGUCCAAAAAGGCCUGUUUGCCUCGCUGGAAGUAUUGCGUCAGCGACACGGACAACAACCUGGGCUUUCCAUUGGGCGCCAUGUUUGUGAGGGCCACUUACGCCGAAGACAGCAAGGCCGUGGUGGAGGAGAUGAUAGCAGAGAUCAAGGGGGCCUUUGAGGAGAGCCUGGCCGGGCUGCACUGGAUGGACGUGGAGACGCGGCGCUCGGCCCGCGAGAAGGCCGAAGCCAUCGCGGACCUCAUCGGCUACCCCAAGUUCAUCAUGGACCCCAAGGAGCUGGACAAAGUCUUCGCCGACUACGAGGCGGCCCCCGACCUCUACUUCGAGAACGUCAUGCAGUUCCUGAACUUCUCGGCCCGACUGGCCGCCGACCAGCUGCGGAAGCCCCCCAACCGCGACCAGUGGAGCAUGACCCCACUGACGGUGAAUGCCUACUACUCCCCGACCAAGAACGAGAUCGUGUUCCCGGCCGGGAUCCUCCAGAGCCCCUUCUACACCCGGAACUCACCCAAGGCCCUCAACUUUGGUGGCAUUGGCGUGGUAGUGGGCCACGAACUUACCCACGCCUUUGAUGAUCAAGGCCGGGAGUACGACAAGGAGGGCAACCUGCGUCCUUGGUGGAAGAAUUCCUCGGCGGAGGCCUUCAAGCACCAGACGGAGUGCAUGGUGGCGCAGUAUGGCAACUACUCGGUCAACGGGGAGGCUGUCAACGGGAAGCACACCCUCGGGGAGAACAUCGCCGACAACGGAGGACUCAAAGCCGCCUACCGGGCUUAUCAGAACUGGGUGCGGAAGAAUGGGGAGGAGGAGACCCUCCCAGCCCUCAGCCUCACCAACUACCAGCUCUUCUUCGUUGGGUUCGCCCAGGUCUGGUGCUCAGUCCGCACGCCGGAGAGCGCGCACGAGGGCCUGGUGACCGACUCGCACAGUCCUUCCCGCUUCCGCGUGGUGGGGACGCUCUCCAACUCGAGGGAGUUUUCGGAGCACUUCCACUGCCGCCCGGGGUCCCCCAUGAACCCUGCCAGGAAGUGUGAAGUCUGGUGAAGGAGCUCCCCUUCCGGGAAGAAAGAAGGGCCACACCGGGCCGUUUUGGGCCUUCCUCUCUCUGUCGCUCGCUCUCUCUCUCUCGGGAAGCCUUUGCCCACUGGGAAGACUCCAAACUCGAGACUUAUUGGUGGCCUUGCCUAUAUCCUCUCGGCGGUCCGGCAUAUCCCAUCAUGCUGGAAGAGGCUUGGACUGCCUUCUGUUCCCAAAAGGCUGGUAUUUUUAUGCAGGGAAUAUAGACUCUUCUUGCCUUGAAUGGGAAAUCCACCAAGAAGAGAGGAGGAGGAAACCCCUUUACGCUCACACCCUUCACCGAGGCCUGCGUCAUAGACACAAACACCAACGUAUAGAAAUAGUAUUAUUAUUAUUAUUUUGAAUCUUGCAGAACACUGGAAAUUUCAGGGAACGUGUAUAAAGUUGAAUGGAUCGGUAUUUAUUUCUACUUUUCGUGCGCAAGAGCAUCCUGCUUGAAGCCAAAGGACGGCUGCCUGGAGCGGAAGACCCAACUCCCUUCCAUCCUAAAAGCGUGGGAAUCCGUUACUUUGUGGACUACGACUCCCAGGGAAUUGGGAUUUGGGGGAGCCGCUCUGCAGGGAUUUCGCUUCCAAAAGGGACCUUCGUUCUUUUUUUCCAUGUCCUUCGGAAUUCCCAAGUGCCUCCGGCGUCUUCUCCGGCUGACGCUUCUCCUGUCCACUUCCGCACGGUCCGGGAAAGAGGCGGAAGGCAAGCGGUUAUGGGGCGGAGAAGGAAGGGUCGCCUGAGCCCCAAACCCACUCACCAGCGGACUCUCAGUUGCUGUUGAUUGUCAGAAAAACGCCCUGUGUGAUCUGCACAGAGAAACGACUUCAAACCUAUCUAACUGAGUUAUGUCCCUAUAUGCUGAAUACAUGAAGGCUGUUGAGUAAACCCUUCUGAAGAACUUCAAAAACGAAAAAAAAGCACCAGCGGAAUCUCAGGUUCAAAAAACGGAUCGUUUCCAUCCGAGGCUCCCACUCUUCCUCCCACAGAAUCGUGGCAAUUCUUCAUUUCGUCCUCCUCUUUCGGCCCCUUCCGUGACCCCAAACUGGGGCUGGACUUCCAUUUGUGUCAAUGUCUGGAGUGAAAGACCCUUUCUCCCCGUUUUUGAGCUUCGUUUUUCGACCUGGCGUUGGAAGCAGGAGGGCAAGGCAGUAAUGUGUGUGUUUGUGUAUAUACAUAUACACAUACACAUCACACUGAUAAAUAGAAAUCACUUAUAAGUGUCGCCAAGGCAGUUCAAGGGGAAUCAUAAUGCCAUAACUAUGCAGGCUGAAAUGCCUCUCAUGGACAAGUAUGUGUGUGUAUAUUAUAUGUGUGUGUAAAUAUACAUAUACAUAGUAUAUAUGAUCUCACUUAGAAAUCACUUAUAAUGCAGUUCAAGUGGAGUCAUAAUGCCAUACAUUUGCAGUCCGAAAUGGCCCUAAGUGCACGCAUGUAUGUUUAUAUAUGUGUGUGUGUGUAUAUGUGUGUGUAUGUAUACAUAUAUAUAUAUAUAUAUAUAAUCUUACUUAUAAAUAGAAAUCAAUUAUAAGGCAGUUCGGGUGGAGUCAUGUCAUAAAUGUGCAGUUUGAAAUGGCCCUAAA
Molecule: messenger RNA, 4076 nt
Organism: Anolis sagrei ordinatus
Lineage: Eukaryota; Metazoa; Chordata; Lepidosauria; Squamata; Anolidae
Gene: ECE1
Product: endothelin converting enzyme 1
Biological process (GO): peptide hormone processing
Cellular component (GO): plasma membrane
Molecular function (GO): metalloendopeptidase activity
Source: RefSeq, a predicted model, not a curated record